GUUUAAAUUGAGAAAACUGGCGCAUUCCAGGCACGCAGAUUACCCGGAGUGUUAGAGGGCUACAGUGGGUUUCAGCUACACUGUACCCCAGCAGCGAGAACUCCCCACUCCACUCGAGCAGCAGCAGCAGCAACAUUCCUCCCCCACCCCCACAGCCCUUUCCCUCCCGCAGUAGCUUCCCCGGUGCCGGUGUGGGUGGGGGCGGGACUGCAGUGUGCCCAGAGCGAGGGCUCGGUCGGACUGAGUGCAUGGAGCAGGUUGACUCACAGAACAAGCCUUCCUCAGCUUGCUCCAACACCUGAAACAAUUCCCUUUGUUCAUUUGUUAACUUUCUCAGAGAGAAAACAAAAGGCAAAUAAUACCCAAAUAUAUUCACAAUCAACUUUAACAUGGGCGCAGACCGCCUCCGAUGUUUUCCUUUGAGCUGCAUUUGCGCCGUGUUUCUGCUUGUCGCCUCUCUCAUUUUGUUUCUCGUCCUCAGGAAGCAAAACCCCGGCCUCUUAUUGGAAGAGGAAGAAGUCGAAGGCUCCGUUCUGAAAGGAACAAAGUUGAAUGAUGGGCCUCUCCGAUAUAUGGAAUGGGAAACGGAAGAGGGGCUGGCAUUCGUUAAAAAUGGAUUCAUUUAUCGAAAUGGCAGUUUGAUUGUACCUGUCACUGGACAGUACUUUGUGUACUCUCAGGUUUACUUACGUGACAAAAACUGUUUGGAGAGCAAUGAACUCAUCACACAUACAGUCAACAAAAGGACACAAAUUGAUUCAGCUCCUACGACACUAAUCAGCAAGCGAAUCCAGUGUCAACCGAAUGUGGAUCACUUAUGGUUUCAAACAAACUAUGUAGGAGGCACAUUUGCAUUGAACAAGGGGGAUGAACUGUUUGCCCAUAUUUCUGAUUUGACAUUACUAGGUUUUGAAGAAAAUAAAACAUUCUUCGGAGCACUGUUACUAUAAAACAAGACAAAAACCACAUUAUUAGGGCUAUGACAAUAUAAAGGAAAACAUUUUUAUUAUUCAAAAGCAUUAAACAGUGUUAUACAAGUUGUGUAAUUGAAAUUAUUAGUGGUACAGUUUAUUGUAUAUUCUAAUAUUUUUAUACCAUUUCAAAUAAGUUCUAUUCCUGUAUGGUUUCUUGGUGAUUGCCUGUUAAUAUAUGGUGGACUGAAGCAUUCAAAAUGCCAUGGAGAAGAGGGUGCUGAACUAAAAUCCCUAUUAUAAUUAAUAAAUGAAAAGCAAACUUGAAGAAUGUGCUCAUAUUUACAACAUACUUGAAUUUGAAUUGAAAGUGACUUGGUAAUACUCCAUUAGGCAACCACACUGAAAUGAAAUUGGAUUCUUUUGAACCAAUAAAAAAGUAUUGUAUUAUA
This is a messenger RNA of Rhincodon typus (whale shark), 1363 nucleotides long. It is a transcript of the gene tnfsf30, whose product is annotated as tumor necrosis factor ligand superfamily member 6-like. Gene Ontology annotation, molecular function: tumor necrosis factor receptor binding. NCBI's taxonomy places the organism in Eukaryota, Metazoa, Chordata, Chondrichthyes, Orectolobiformes, Rhincodontidae. The transcript is spliced from 3 exons. The record is from RefSeq and is a predicted model, not a curated record. Gene Ontology annotation, biological process: immune response. Gene Ontology annotation, cellular component: membrane. The coding region runs from base 390 to 950 and encodes 186 amino acids.